UCUGAUAAAGCAGAAAAAGGCCUACAAAACCCAAUUCCCUCUCUCUCUCUCUCUCCCUCUCUCCCAAACAGAGCCUCCUCGUCGUCUUCGUCGUCGUCGGCUCUGCAUCGCUCCCCCGCCCCCUUCCCUUUCCUUCUUUUCUCCCCAUUUAAGAUUUUUCUUCUUUAGUUUAACAUAUCUGAACUGAUACAUAGAUAAACAAGAAAGGAAGAAAAUUUAUUUAUUCCUCUUCUGGAAAAGCAGAGGUAGAAGAAAAGAAGAUGGCGAAUAUUAAUAGCAAUGCGAAUGGAAGUUGGCAGGCGCAGGAGGAAGGUUUCACGGAGAUCUGCGGAUUGCUGGAGCAGCAAAUUUCUCCGACUUCCGAUAAGUCUAAGAUUUGGCAGCAACUCCAGCACUAUUCUCAGUUUCCUGAUUUCAAUAAUUACCUCGCUUUCAUUUUCGCUCGUGCUCAGGGAAAAUCAGUGGAUGUCAGGCAAGCUGCUGGGUUGCUUCUAAAGAAUAACCUCAGGACUACAUUUAAUACCAUGCCGUCAGCAAAUCAGCAGUACAUCAAAACAGAAUUGCUACCUUGUUUAGGGGCUGCUGAUAGGCACAUCAGGUCUACAGCCGGAACAAUCAUUAGUGUACUAGUUCAGAUUGGUGGAGUUGCUGGCUGGCCUGAGUUGCUUCAUGCCCUGGUAAAGUGUUUGGAUAGUAAUGAUCUGAAUCACAUGGAUGGUGCCAUGGAUGCUUUGUCCAAGAUUUGUGAGGAUAUACCCCAAGUACUGGAUUCUGAUAUUGCUGGAUUAUCUGAACGGCCCAUUAAUGUUUUCCUUCCAAGGUUUCUCCAGCUUUUCCAGUCUUCCAGUGCUUCUCUAAGAAAGCUUUCAUUGAACUCUGUAAAUCAAUACAUCAUGCUAAUGCCAACUGUUUUGUAUGUAUCCAUGGAUAAAUACUUGCAAGGUUUGUUUGUUCUUGCUAAUGAUCCUGCUCCGGAGGUUCGGAAGUUGGUUUGUUCUGCAUUUGUUCAGCUGAUUGAUGUUCGUCCAGAUUUUUUGGAGCCACAUUUGAGGAAUGUAAUUGAGUAUAUGUUACAAGUCAACAAGGACCGUGAUGAUGAAGUGGCUCUUGAAGCUUGUGAAUUUUGGUCAGCAUAUUGUGAUGCCCAGUUGCCGCCUGACAACUUGAGGGAUUUCUUGCCUCGGCUUCUUCCUGUUUUGCUAUCGAAUAUGGCCUAUGCUGAUGAUGAUGAAUCGCUAGUGGAUGCUGAGGAAGAUGGAUCUCUUCCAGAUCGAGAGCAGGAUCUGAAGCCUCGUUUUCAUGCAUCACGCUUUCAUGGAUCGGAGGAUGGAGAAGAUGAUGAUGAUGACACUGUGAACAGUUGGAAUUUGCGAAAAUGCAGUGCAGCUGCUCUGGAUAUUCUCUCUAAUGUUUUUGGCGAUGAGAUUCUCCCCACUUUGAUGCCUAUUAUUCAGUCAAAUUUGGGCAAUACAGAUGAUGGAGCAUGGAAAGAAAGGGAAGCUGCGGUUUUGGCUAUUGGUGCCAUAGCUGAGGGUUGCAUUACUGGGCUCUACCCUCAUCUGUCAGAGAUUGUUGCAUUUCUUAUUCCUCUUUUAGAUGACAAGUUCCCUUUGAUACGAAGUAUUUCCUGCUGGACACUUUCCCGUUUCAGCAAAUAUAUUGUGCAUGGUACUAGUCAGCAAGAAGGCCGUGAGAAAUUCAGCAAAGUUCUUAUGGGUCUUUUACGAAGAAUACUGGACGACAACAAGCGGGUGCAGGAAGCUGCUUGUUCAGCCUUUGCCACAUUGGAAGAGGAGGCUGCAGAAGAGUUACCACCACUUUUGGAUAUCAUUUUGCAGCAUUUGAUGUGUGCUUUUGCAAAAUAUCAGAGGCGAAAUCUUAGAAUAGUAUACGACGCAAUUGGAACAUUGGCAGAUGCUGUUGGACGGGAAUUAAAUCAGCCCAAGUAUCUUGAAAUUUUUAUGCCUCCAUUAAUUGCUAAGUGGCAGCAACUUUCAAAUUCAGACAAAGAUAUUUUCCCCCUGCUUGAAUGCUUCACAUCAAUUGCACAGGCACUGGGCUCUGGAUUUUCGCAAUUUGCUCAUCCUGUAUUUCAGAGGUGCAUAAACAUCAUCCAGACUCAACAGUUGGCAAAGGUUGAUCCUGUUGCAGCUGGGGUCCAGUAUGAUAAAGAGUUUAUCGUCUGUUCUUUGGAUCUUCUCUCUGGACUUGCAGAAGGUCUUGGCAGUGGAAUAGAAAGUUUGGUCUCACAAAGUAAUUUGAGGGACUUACUUCUGCAAUGCUGCAUGGAUGAUGCUUCUGAUGUUCGACAGAGUGCUUUUGCAUUGCUUGGUGAUCUAGCACGGGUUUGUCCUAUUCAUUUGCAUUCCCGGCUGUCCGAAUAUCUUGAUAUUGCAGCUAAGCAACUGAGCACCCCUAAUCUGAAGGAAAAUGUGUCAGUAGCCAACAAUGCAUGUUGGGCAAUUGGAGAAUUAGCCAUCAAGGUUCAAAAGGAUAUGGCCUCUAUAGUGAUGACAGUUAUAACAUGCCUACUCCCAAUACUUCAGCAUGUAGAGGGCCUGAACAAAUCACUCAUCGAAAACAGUGCAAUCACCCUUGGUCGUCUAGCUUGGGUCUGUCCGGAGCUUGUUUCACCACAUAUGGGGCAUUUCAUGCAGCAUUGGUGCAUUGCUUUGUCUGUGAUACGAGAUGACGUGGAGAAGGAGGAUGCCUUCCAUGGUUUAUGCGCAAUGGUUAAAACAAAUCCAUCAGGGGCUUUAAGUUCACUUGUUUAUAUUUGCCAAGCCAUUGCAAGUUGGCAUGAAAUUAGGAGUGAGGACUUGCACAACGAAGUGUGCCAGGUUUUGCAGGGAUAUAAACAAAUGCUCAACAAUGGUGCAUGGGAGCAAUGCAUGUCUAAUUUAGAGCCCCACGUGAAGGAGAAGUUAGCAAAGUAUGGAGUAUAAUAAUCUUCCGAAAAAUCUAACAGGGUAUAUCUUGUUUGUUUGGGCUCAUCUCCAUUGCAUGAUGAUGCUUCAGAGUUGUACAUCAACCUGCAGUUGCAAUAUUGUGAGUUCUGAGUAUUAUCUGAUUGUGGAGGAUUGUCAUACAUGCGUUUCUGUCUAAAGACCCGAGUCUGGGUCUUGUUUUCACGCAUACUAUUGAAGCAUGAAGAUAUUUUAUACUCUUCACAGCUUCUGAAGGAUUUUCUUUGUCAAGCAAUUUUCGAUCGGAGGUAAAAGGGAGAAGCAGAGGUUGGAGAGGUAGGUUUGGUGUACAGGGAUGUGCUUUUCAAGGUUUUAGAUUCACUUGAUCAUUGUGAACAGAGCAGGGGAUAAGUUAUUUUUAGAAGUCAAAAACAUUUUAUUUUUCCUUGUUGGAUUGAAGAGUGAUGGUUGACUAAAUGUUCUGGUCAAUAGGGUCAGUGUGCUGAGUUCCACAAGAUUUUGUUAGGAGCGGUAUCAUAUUCAUUUGUCAUACUUGGAAUUGUAGAACUGUAAUAUUUGUUCAUUUUGAAGCUGAAGCUUAUGCUGUUGCUGCUUCCUGGAUUAGGAGAGUGGAAAAAUAAGCAUUGAUGUCUCUCUCUGGAUACCAAAGUUUCGAGUUGGAUGCUUUUGGUGGUCAAAUUGAAUGUAUUCCUCCUGUUAGCAGUC
Coffea eugenioides is the source of this 3632-nucleotide messenger RNA. Its product is annotated as transportin-1. Gene Ontology annotation, biological process: protein import into nucleus. The record is from RefSeq and is a predicted model, not a curated record. The transcript has 29 exons. Gene Ontology annotation, molecular function: small GTPase binding; nuclear import signal receptor activity. Gene Ontology annotation, cellular component: cytoplasm; nucleus. The coding region runs from base 261 to 2945 and encodes 894 amino acids. Lineage: Eukaryota; Viridiplantae; Streptophyta; Magnoliopsida; Gentianales; Rubiaceae.